ACCUAUUUACACAACAAACAACACAAAUCUUUUUCUCAUUCAUCAAAAAAAAAACCAAAACAAAACUCAAACGUUUUUGACGAAGAUGAUGAUGAAGAAGAUGUUUGUUCAGAUCGCUGUGGUUUGCCUAUUGGCGACGAUCGCCGUUGUGUCCGCUCAUGAAGGUCACCACCACCAUGCUCCGGCUCCAGCACCAGGACCCGCAUCUAGCUCAGCCGUUGUUUCGGCCACCAAUAUGUUCACCGUCUUGGCUAUUGCCGCCGUGGCUCUCGUCGUUGGUUCCAACCAUUAAGUUGGUUAUUACAUUCGUCUUUUUGUUUCAGUUUCUAUGAAUUGUUCUCUUGACUUUUAAUAUUUUUUUGAAAAUUUCUCAUUUGUUUUAUAACUCUCUCCAUGUUGAUCUGAUUUCUUGAAUAAAAUAAAAGUUUAUUGAACGUUUGUUA
Messenger RNA from Arabidopsis lyrata subsp. lyrata, 443 nucleotides. Its product is annotated as arabinogalactan peptide 24. The record is from RefSeq and is a predicted model, not a curated record. The coding region runs from base 86 to 292 and encodes 68 amino acids. NCBI's taxonomy places the organism in Eukaryota, Viridiplantae, Streptophyta, Magnoliopsida, Brassicales, Brassicaceae. The transcript has a single exon.